AUCUCAUACCCCACCUUUAAGUGGGCGGGUUUUAGAACGUGAUUGGCCGGAAAUCGCUCAACCAAAUCUGGCAACACUGACCACGAGGGGAGAGAGAGAGAGAGAGGGCGGAGAUGCCUGAUGGCGAGUGUGAGCUUUUUGUUUCAGAGGCAGAGUGUGUAGUUUCGGUUCUCAGAGACUGUCUGUCUGCUCGCCAUUCUUGACCUGGAUAUCGGAGCUGCGCCUGCUGGGUGCAGCCAGAGACUUUCUGCUCGGAGCUUUCUGUUUGGAGCUGCAGUUCUAGUUUAGCAUAGCCGCUAAGCUAAUCCAGAGCGGGUUAUUAGCAUCCGCUAGCACAGUGAAUACACUUAGCCGAGAGCAGCUAACCGGCUCCUAUGGACUGCCUCGCGGUCUCAGCGCGGGACCCGGGGAUCCAUCCUGACCGCUGCUGAUCUGCGUGGGACUCCUCUCGCCCGGACGUGUUCGCGGGCUGCCUGGAAGAGACUCCACCGCCUUCUCACCUGCUCCCCUCCAUUCUGGCUGCCUGUGCUGCAUCAUCGCCUGUCCUCGGGACCGGGACCGGGGAAACUGCUGCUCUCAGCUGCACUGCAGGAAAAUGGCUGAGGCCAGUAUUUCAGUAGCUCAGGACCAGUUCAUGUGUCCAGUGUGUCUGGAUCUCCUGAAGGAUCCGGUGACUAUCUCCUGUGGUCACAGUUUCUGUAAGGUGUGUCUUAAUGGCUGCUGGGAUCAGGAGGAUCAGAAGGGCGUCUACAGCUGUCCUCAGUGCAGAGACACUUUCACUACAAGGCCUGUUCUACGCAGAAACAACAUGCUGGCUGAAGUGGUGGAGAAACUGAAGAAGACUGAAGUCCAAGCUGCUUCUCCUGCUCACUGUUACGCUGGACCUGGAGAUGUGGAGUGUGAUUUCUGCACCGGGAGAAAACACAAAGCCGUCAGGUCCUGUCUGAUUUGUUUGGCUUCUUAUUGUGAAACUCAUCUGAAACCUCAUCUUGAAGUUCCUGCUUUGAAAAAACACACAUUAAUUGAAGCCUCAGCAAAACUCCAAGAGAAGAUCUGCUCUGAACAUAACAAGCUGAUUGAGAUCUACUGUCGUACUGAUCAAACCUGCAUCUGUUAUUUGUGUAUGAUGGAUCAUCACAACGGUCACGACACCGUCACAGCCGCAGCAGAAAGAGCUGAGAAACAGAGUGAGUUAAAGGAGGAACAGAUGAAAUCCCAGCAGAGAAUCCAGGAGAAGCAGAAGAAGUUGCAGGAGCUGAAACAGGCUGUGAACACUAUAAAGCUCAGUGCACAGACAGCAGUGGAGGACAGUGAGAGGAUCUUUACUGAGCUGAUCAGCUCCAUGGAGAAAAAGCGCUGGGAGGUGACGGAGCUGAUCAGAGAUCAGGAGAAGGCUGAACUGAGUCGAGCUGAACGACUCCUGGAGCAACUGGAGCAGGAGACUGCUGAUCUUCAGAGGAGAGUCACUGAGCUGGAGCAGCUUUCACACACACACGAUCACAUCCAUUUCCUCCAGGUUUUAGCUUCUGGACGUCGCUCUCCUCCACGGGACAGACCAUCAUUUCACACAUCCAGCGUCACUGUCCAUCAACAUCUCUCAUUUGAUGGAGUGAGGAAUUAUCUCUCAGAUCUGAAAAAGAGACUCGAGGAAUUCUGUGAGGAGGAAUUCAACAAAAUCCCUCCACAUGCUGCAGCAGUUCAGAUCAUUUCAGGACCAGAACCACAGAGCAGAGAAGACUUUCUGAAAUCUGCAGCAGUUCAGAUCAUUUCAGGACCAGAACCACAGAGCAGAGAAGAGUUUCUGAAAUCUGCAGCAGUUCAGAUCAUUUCAGGACCAGAACCACAGAGCAGAGAAGAGUUUCUGAAAUAUUUCUGUUAUCUGACUCUGGAUCCCAACACGGCACAUCGUCUCCUCAUUCUGUCUGAGAAGAACAGAGCGGUGAGAUGGAGUGAGAGAGAGCAGCGUUACUCUGAUCAUCCAGAGAGAUUUGAUUUCUGGCCUCAGGUGUUGUGUAAGGAGAGUGUGUGUGGACGCUGUUACUGGGAGGUGGAGUGGAGCGGUGAUGAUCUGUUCAUAUCAGUCUCAUAUAAAGACAUCAGCAGGAAAGGACGGGGUAAUGAGUGUGUGUUUGGACGCAACAAUCAGUCCUGGAGUCUGUGGUGUUCUUCUUCUUCUUCUCUCUCUUUCUGGCACAACAGCAUUAAGACUGAUCUCAGAGUUCCAUCAGCCUCCAGAAUAGGAGUGUAUGUGGAUCACAGUGCAGGAACUCUGUCCUUCUACAGCGUCUCUGACACGAUGAAGCUCCUCCACAGAGUCCACACCACAUUCACUCAGACUCUAUACGCUGGCUUUGGGUUCUACUGGGUUCCUGGUUCUACAGUGAGAUUGUGUGAUCCGGAAUAAAAGUGUGUAGUGUUUUCUGUAAAAUUCCUGCACGUUGCCACGUUGUUGCUCAGUCGUCUGUUUCACUAGAACACAAUCCAGCUGCACAAAAACACUCAUUUUAAUAUUUAAAUUAAAACAGAUGAAUAAUUUAAAAUAAUUAAAAAGGAAAUGUUAAAAAUUAACUGUCAGACAAGAAACUCGUCAAAUUUAAAAAGAAAAUGAUCUCAUGACCUUCGCAUUAUAAAGUUGUGUUUGUUUCAUAUUAAGCAGCGUCUCAUUAAAUAACUAAUAAACAGUAAUAAAGCCAGAACAGAACAACAUUUUAAACCUGUUCAGGUCACACUAUAUAAAAAUAAAACAUCACUUUUGGAAUGAAUUUGAUUUUUCUGCUUGUGUUCUAAGAUGUAAAAUCCACAUUCACUUUUUCAAAUCUGAAGUUGUUUCUAAACCCUGAGAUUUGAUUGUAAAACAUUGAACAAUAUUUAAACUCCAUUAGAACAUCCAGUACAUGAUCGGUUCAGGCUGCCGAUGUCGUGUUCAUCCCAUAUUCAGCCUGGAUGAUGAUUGGCCCGCAGAUAGAACCUUAUAAAUCCAGCUUUAUCUGUGAGUUUGGGAUUUUUAUUCAAAUAUUACAAUCAAAGCUUUGCAGAAUAAAAGAUAAGAGCACAGGAGAAUAAAGUUUCCCCCAGUGAUGGAGUUUCUGUGCUGAACUCAUUUUCAGACAGAAGCAAAUUCAACCUUUUCCUGAGAGUUUCAGCAGCUGGAUAAAUAUUGUUCAGUAUUUUAAACUGAAUUUCUUUCACUGUGGGUGAAAUUGGCCGUCUAAGAUAACUACAGUGUGUAUUUGUUAGCGUUCCUCCAUCGUCAGUUAUUCUUACUUUUAUUUUAUUAAAUCAGGGAAUAGCUUCCAUUUUAAAACAUUUCUAAUUCCUUUGUUAUUAGAUUUUCUUUCACCAAUUUCCACUUCACUGAUUUUCAAUUCAGGCAGUUUGACCGACACCUUUGAAUUUUCAAGGGUAUUUUUUAUCGUGAACCUUAAGGGAGGUGGAAUAGCUCUACAAAUGUGAUUAAAUUCUCUAUAGACACAUUUUAAAUGAAACUUUUCUACAAACGAAUUAAAUUGCAUUAAAUGUCCAUUUUCAUCCAUGAGAUCGGUAACAUCCAAAAUGUUAUCAUUCCAUUCUUGUUGAAAUAAAGUCUUCCUAUUAAUAGUAAUGGUUCUAUUAUUCCACAAGGUUAAGUACGCUCGCAUUUGUGGACAUAAAUAAUUUUGGUGAAAUUGGACAGCCUUGUCUGAUUCCACGUAAAAUCUUAAAUUGAAUAAUUGAUUGGUAAUCAAUCAUAUCCAGAAUCAGUCGGACGUGGUUUUGAAUAUAUCUUCCCUUCAUGAAGGCUGAUUGAUAUUCGUCUACAAGUUUUACAAGUAC
Molecule: messenger RNA, 3813 nt
Organism: Neoarius graeffei (lesser salmon catfish)
Lineage: Eukaryota; Metazoa; Chordata; Actinopteri; Siluriformes; Ariidae
Product: E3 ubiquitin/ISG15 ligase TRIM25-like
Exons: 9
Coding region: 596-2404 (602 amino acids)
Molecular function (GO): zinc ion binding; protein binding
Source: RefSeq, a predicted model, not a curated record